AUGACUUCCAACCGCAACCGGCGCAUUGCCAAGGAGAUUGCCGACAUCCACAACGAUCAGCACUCCAAGAUCGUCGUCGAACCCGCAGGCAAUGGCGAAGACUUGACACAUCUACGGGGGCAGUUCUUCGGUCCUCCUGACACACCAUAUGAGGGAGCUACCUACAAGGUCGACAUCCGGAUCCCGAGCGAGUACCCCUUCCGCCCACCGCUCAUGAAGUUCGAGACCAAGAUCUGGCACCCCAAUGUCAGCUCACAGACGGGCGCUAUCUGCCUCGACACCCUCUCCUCGCAAUGGUCGCCAGUUCUGACCAUUAAGUCCGCUCUGAUCUCGCUACAAUCGCUCCUCAGCACACCCGAGCCCAAAGACCCACAAGACGCAGAAGUCGCCGGCAUGCUACUUAGGAACCCCGCCGAAUUCGAACACAAGGCUCGCGAGUGGGCAGUCACAUUCGCUGGUGCGCCGCGGAAGGAGAUUGCUGAAGGAAGCGGGGGAGCCACAGCGGCGUCCAUCAAGAAGAAGGCGCAGCAGGCGAAACAGAACGAAGAGCAGUCUAAACUAGCUGCGUACAAGGGCUACAACAAGGACUUGGUAGAUCGCUUUGUCGCUAUGGGCUUCGACGUCGACGCCGUGGUCGCCUCGUUUGAGUAUGUUGGUAUCGAUCGCAUGGGCGGCGAAGACUACGAGCUGGAAGAAGCCUACAUGGGGGACAUCACUGCUCGGCUCUUCGGCGAAGCAUAG
Molecule: messenger RNA, 741 nt
Organism: Alternaria ethzedia
Lineage: Eukaryota; Fungi; Ascomycota; Dothideomycetes; Pleosporales; Pleosporaceae
Product: Ubiquitin-conjugating enzyme E2 1
Exons: 2
Coding region: 1-741 (246 amino acids)
Molecular function (GO): protein binding
Source: RefSeq, a predicted model, not a curated record